Messenger RNA from Ostrinia furnacalis (Asian corn borer), 441 nucleotides. RefSeq lists its product as uncharacterized. Bases 1 to 384 code for a protein of 127 amino acids. The transcript has 3 exons. Lineage: Eukaryota; Metazoa; Arthropoda; Insecta; Lepidoptera; Crambidae. The record is from RefSeq and is a predicted model, not a curated record.
AUGGUUGUGCUUACUUACACUUCUAUACACAGCACAUUUAAGUUUGGGUUUUGUCGUCAAGACGCUACGGCAAGGGUAUUUUUACGUAAACAAUCAUUAAUCCACUUCCCAACGUGGCAGUCGACACAAGCCGAUUAUGUGUAUCUAAUUGAAAGAAAACACUCCCAACGUUUUCGGCUACAAUGUAUCGUUUUAAGAAUCAUGGUGCCGUUGAAGUACUUGUUCAGAAGGAGUCGCCUCCCCAUGUACUACUGUCAAGGGAAAGCCUACUACGUGAUGUUCAAUUUCGUCCAAGUCUUGGAAGUACACGAGUUCUUCCUUCACUACUCUUUGAAUAUGCCUGCCGAUUUCUACUUCGAGUUCUACCACCCACAAGCAUUGUAGUUUUAUGUGUAAUAAACUAUAAUAUUUGAGCGAAAUAAAAGUACCAAGUCACCAAAA